Molecule: messenger RNA, 877 nt
Organism: Hylaeus volcanicus
Lineage: Eukaryota; Metazoa; Arthropoda; Insecta; Hymenoptera; Colletidae
Exons: 3
Coding region: 174-527 (117 amino acids)
Source: RefSeq, a predicted model, not a curated record
GCGGGACAAGCGGCUAAAGGGAAUCGACAGGUUCAUCGUGGGAUGAUUGGGAGCGGAUCCACCCCGUGGAUUUGGACAUUUUUACGACCGCAGAGGAGAAAAGCCCGUGGAAGGAAAGCGCAACCUAAGCGAGCGCCACCCCUUCGUAUUGAUCUCGUUGCCGGCUGCUCAACAUGGCGCCGGGGGUGGCGUUCACGAUCGGUCUGAUCCUCGUCGUCGGACACCUACACCAGGGGCCAGGAAUCCACGCCAAGACCUUCAGCUUCCCCGAGUACCCGUACAAGGAGACCACCAAAAAUGAACUUCUCUUCAGGCAGUACGAGCAGACUUGCGAGGAAAGCGGCGCUUGCAAGAUGCUGCCACCGCAGAGUACUAUCGCUAAAACCAGAUGCAUCCGCGAAUGCGUUUCGCCGUCCUGCUACAAAGAAAUCUACUUGUUCGACCAGCUUGAAGAAGGGGAGAUCGACGUGAGAUUAAACUCCUUCAAGGGUUGCUUCAUGCAGCGCAACGGGCGGCCGCGGAAGUAACGCAAGCCCAGCCCGGAACGAGAAGUCGAAACGACGCUCAGAAGAGAGGGGGGGAACUAUACCAAGCCAUCCAUAACACAAAAUCGCAAAAGCCAAAGGCGCGCAGCGCUUCCCGAACAGCUCCGAGUGGUUUUAGGGAGAUUAGAGAUACGAGGAGCGCGAUUAUACUAGCGAUACAACCGAAAUAAAUAUAAUGCUAUAUUUCAGAAUCACAGAAGCGCACGCGUCCACACGCGGACGAACGCGAAUUCGUCCUGGAUAAUCUUUUUCUACUUUUUGUACGCACGUAUUGCCAUGUUGAAGUAAUGUUACGAACGAUGUUGCACGGGUAAAAUAAACUGUUAAAACAA